Molecule: messenger RNA, 922 nt
Organism: Talaromyces stipitatus ATCC 10500
Lineage: Eukaryota; Fungi; Ascomycota; Eurotiomycetes; Eurotiales; Trichocomaceae
Product: ssDNA binding protein, putative
Exons: 3
Coding region: 103-534 (143 amino acids)
Biological process (GO): mitochondrial DNA replication; positive regulation of helicase activity
Cellular component (GO): mitochondrial nucleoid
Molecular function (GO): single-stranded DNA binding
Source: RefSeq, a predicted model, not a curated record
AAAGCCAUCCUGUCUGGGAAACCCAUUGAUCGGCCAAUCAACCCAACAACAAUCUUGAACAAGACAAUUAUCCAACGCCAGACACAUAACACUCACACCACCAUGCAGGCCAUCCGGUCCUCUCUCCGCGCUCGCGCCGCAGUCGCAUCUGUUCGAUCUUUCAGCACCACCCCCUCCAACUCGAUCGCACGCAUAAUCGUCACUGGUCGUUUAGCUGCUGAGCCUGAGAUCACGGCCACAUCCACCGGUCAAGACGUCAUCAAGUAUGUCGUCGGAACUUCAUAUGGCCCCAGGGACAACCGUCAAACGAGCUGGUUCCGUGUUGCCAGCUUCCAGCCUGAGGGUCCUGGACGCGACCAUCUCUUGAGCCUUCCAAAGGGAACUCUAGUAUACGUCGAGGGUGAUGCUAGCAUGCGUGUCUAUGAAGACGCCGAGGGCAAGAAGACAUCCAGCUUGAACAUUGUGCAACGAACACUCGAAGUCCUCAAGCGCCCUCAUACCGCCAGCGAAUCGGGUAGCGAGGGAACUCAAUAAGUCGAUACUUGAUCCAACCGGACACGGAUCACGGCGAUAUAUAAGGUUUACCAUACAACGGAGCAUGACCGCCGCGAUGUAGAACACAAUUUUGACGCAUCAGGAUCCCAAGACGCCGCUUCUAUCUACGUGUUAUUCAUACAAAGAUUCCUUUCUUAUGUACGAAGUAGUUGACUAAGAUGAUGAUGUGCUAUAGUUACAGUAUACCCUUUGGAAAUUUUCAUGUAUCUUUGCUUGGAGAUAGACAGUCUAUGGGUGGCUUGGUGACAUGACAAUCUCUUCUCCUUUUCUUCAUUCAUAUGUCAAAUCUAUCAUCGUAGUUGACUCAUUUUCCAGGCAAUUGAAAAGAAUUCAUGCAUAUUUGAGCAAUUUGAGCUUAGUCAUUGCG